This is a messenger RNA of Aspergillus tanneri, 330 nucleotides long. Its product is annotated as GFA family protein. The record is from RefSeq and is a predicted model, not a curated record. The transcript has 4 exons. The coding region runs from base 1 to 330 and encodes 109 amino acids. Lineage: Eukaryota; Fungi; Ascomycota; Eurotiomycetes; Eurotiales; Aspergillaceae.
AUGGCUCCAGUUGACUUCCCCGUGUCGUCUCCAGAUGGUACCGUGAUCGUAUUGCGCUCGAUCUGUAGCAUCAACGGCUAUCUCCUGGUUUAUACUCAAAAAGCCAAUAUUACUUUCCAUAAUAGCGAUGAUGCUAUUAAGGAGUACCGUUUCGGAAGCAUGAAAUAUCCCCACGGCUUUUGUCCCAACUGUGGGACUAGUGUUUAUGCUCGAGCUGAAGGAGGGGAAUAUGAUGGUAUUGUGGCUGUCAAUGUACGAACCCUGAAGGAUGUCGAUAUCAGCACAUUGAAGAUUGAGCAACUCGAUGGGAAAAGGAUCAAUGCCGGCUAG